GAGAAUCCUCCUCUCGCCUCCCACUUGAUCUUUGUAACCCGAUCUUUGUCGGGCGUGUUGAGGGACUGUCCUUCCAUCUGGUUUUAGUAGAGCUUACACAAGCUCUCACGAAUACCCUGCUGUGUACUUCAUAAAGUGUGGGUUCCUUACGUCUAUUUGAAGAUGUAUAAAAUCCUUUCCGGCGUUGUUAAUGCUCUAAGCAACCUCGAUGUAGACAGUUUUGCGCCCCCAAAACCUCCUCCACCUCGUAUGCCGGUGCAAUAUGCAGAGCAACGCGAGAGCGAUGAGGAGCGACAGUUCCGCAAAGUCUUCCAGCAGCUUGCUGGUGAUGACAUGGAAGUGAGCCCAAGUGAGCUGAUGAACAUCCUCAAUAGAAUCAUCUCAAAGCACCAUGACCUGAAGACUGAUGGUUUCAGCAUUGAGUCUUGCAGGAGCAUGGUGGCAGUCAUGGAUUCUGACAGCACUGGAAAACUUGGUUUCCAUGAAUUCAAACACCUCUGGGACAAUAUCAAGAAAUGGCAGGCUGUGUACAAGACUUACGACAGAGAUCACUCCGGGACCAUUGGUGCAGACGAGCUGCCUGGCGCUUUUAAAGCUGCAGGCUUCCCUCUCAAUGAUGACCUUUUCAGGAUGAUCAUCCGCAGAUACAGUGAUGAAAGUGGGAACCUGGACUUUGACAACUACAUUGGCUGCCUCGUCAGACUUGAUGCUAUGUGUCGUGCCUUCAAAACUUUGGACAAGGACAACAAUGGGACUAUCAAAGUCAAUGUUCAGGAGUGGCUUCAGUUGACCAUGUAUUCUUGAGUCCAGACUGCGUGGAACCACUGUUGUCUACACGGUGUUAAAAUAUUUUACCAACCACUUCUUAUAAAUCCUUGUGUUCAGGUUUACUGGAAAUAUUAUUGUGGUGGACAGGGAUUUAUUACUGUUCGAAUGCUUGCAACACAGAUAAGAACAAGCCUGCACUCACAAUGGCUGCUAUAACUGAGUAUCACAAUACAUACUCCUCAUGGUUUUAAAAAAAACGUGUAGCAAGCAUGAAUUACGUGUUAUUCAGCCAGCUUUAUUUGUAAUCUGCUUUAGAUCUGUUUGUGCCUUGAGGUCAAAAGUUCCAAAAACGUUAAUCUGCUCAAAUACCAGGCAAUACUGAAAACCAGGUGUAAAUAGGAACAAAACAUUUUUUUCACCACCUGAACCUUGAGCAACGCUGCAUCACCUCUUGACAAACAAGAAAUCCUUCCCUCCAGAAUUCAAUGUGUCAACGGCUGCCCACACAUGUUUUAGAGAGUUCUUAGAAGCAGGUGUACUUGGUAAUUUUAAUUUCUUGGAAUACCUGUUUGGCAGAUGUACAAAUGCACGCCCACUGGUAUUUUAGUCAUGCCACACAACCCUGAGCAAAGGUCUAGUUGAAGAGAGUAAGUGUACUAAUAUCUGGGGUACAAUGAUAAAUAAAUUUGUAACACUAUAUAUACACUGUUUGAAAGGCAUCAGUAUCUGUUUAGCCAUAGCCACAAGUAUUUUAUGAAAUUAUGGCCAUUAUUGCUAGAUUAGAGAUUUUUGAGACUUUAUUUAAAACCUAAAGGAAAGUUAUAUAAACGUAUGUAUUAUAGUUUACUACAACUUCAGCGUCAUACCCCCAGCAAUAGUAAUAUGCGCUCACUUCCAAAGCUAAUGUGGUGUUGACUGGUUGUCCAAUUGGCCACUGUGCACAGAAUGUUGUUGUUCAUGUUGUUUACUAAUGACUUUAUUACUCUUCACUGUAAUCAUUUAAUAUGCCUUCAGUAGCUAAUGCCAGCACACAAGGUGACCUGAUCAUAUAAAUUGUGAAUGCCACUUAUGCAUGAAGCCAAUAGUAAAGAUUCGUUAUUGUGAAUUUUUGACCAUGUAGUAAGAGCCACAGUGUUAAACUGUUUUUGAAUAUGCUUGGUGGAAACAUAUAUUUGUGCCAUAUUUGGAAUAAAAAGGUAUCAUAAUG
This is a messenger RNA of Betta splendens (Siamese fighting fish), 1975 nucleotides long. RefSeq names its product calpain, small subunit 1 a (gene capns1a). Gene Ontology annotation, molecular function: calcium ion binding. NCBI's taxonomy places the organism in Eukaryota, Metazoa, Chordata, Actinopteri, Anabantiformes, Osphronemidae. Bases 163 to 804 code for a protein of 213 amino acids. The record is from RefSeq and is a predicted model, not a curated record. The transcript has 11 exons.